UCGGCAAACUAUGUGGAAUUGUUUGUAGACCGAAAGGAAAAGUAAUUGCCAGUUUCCUUAAUCAGCGGUAGUGAAGGCCGGCACAUCAGAUCAAAAAAAAAAGAAGACACUUAUAAUAGCGUGUUAAAGAAAGUAAGGAAGCAAUGUCAAUAUCCUGGCAGUGUCCGCUAUUUGGUUCCUAUUUAAAUGAAUUGUUUUUCUCGAAAAAUUGGACUUUUUUUAGGAGAAAUCAUCUACUUCACUUGUGCCAAAAAAGUCAUUGAAAUGGUGAAUUUCUUCCAAAUCUCAAAAGUGUCUAUUUUGUCAGUUAUUCUAGUCUCUUUAUUGUUGAGUAGCAUGCAUCCUCAAUAUCAGUCAGUUUCUGCUUUACUUCAUGGCAACAGUGGAGGAGGUGGGAGUGGAAUUGAAACACUUCUCGCCGCUGGAAUACUUGCUAAGUUGUUAGGAAGAAGGCAUCACGGUCAUCAUAGUGUACCUAUUCACAUUCCAUAUCCUGUUCAUCAUGAUCAUGGUCAUCAUCACCAUCACGGAAGAUAGAAAAUAAUUACAAGACAAGAGUUUUCUUGUAGUUCUCAUUCAUUUAUUUCACUGUAAAAAUUGCAUUUGAUUCAAUGUCCCAAUCAAAUAAAGAGUGU
Parasteatoda tepidariorum (common house spider) is the source of this 635-nucleotide messenger RNA. RefSeq lists its product as uncharacterized. NCBI's taxonomy places the organism in Eukaryota, Metazoa, Arthropoda, Arachnida, Araneae, Theridiidae. The record is from RefSeq and is a predicted model, not a curated record.